CCGUAUACUAGGGAAUCCAAAUCCUCUUUGGCUCCCUCCCUCUCUCAAUAUAUUUGGAGGAAAGACGGAUCACAGUUGCAAAGCAUAGCAGAGAAUAGCAAAAAGGUAGGAUCCAUGGCUCAGUUGAUAGGUAAGGCAAAGAACUUCGUGGCAGAGAAGGUGGCUCACAUAAAGAAACCAGAAGCGAACCUGACGGAUGUAUCAGUUAAGAAAGUUAGCAAAGACUCGGCCACCUUCAAUGGCCAAGUCUCUGUAUCCAACCCAUAUAGCCACGAUCUCCCCAUCUGCGAGAUCACCUACUCUCUGAAGAGCGCAGACAGAGUAAUAGCAUCAGGGACGAUGAUGGAUCCAGGGUCAAUCAAGGCCAAGGAGACAACAGCGCUCGACAUCCCUCUCAAAGUCCCUUACGACUUCCUAUUGAGUCUUGCCAAGGACGUAGGCAAAGACUGGGACAUCGACUAUGAAUUCCAAGUAGGACUCUGCAUGCAAAUCCCUGUCAUUGGCAAGUUCACGCUCCCCCUCUCUAAGAAGGGGGAGAUGAAGCUCCCAACCAUUGCUGACGUUUUCUAAUUCACUCUUCUACUUUAUUUAUUUAUUUAUUAUUUACCUCUUUCUUUUCUUUUAUCGGGCAUUGUUUAUAACAAUGAAUAAAAGUUUCCUGUGGCGACCUAUCUACUGCAUGCCACCACUGCACAACGGAAUUCUUUUAAGGCUCCUUUGUGAAAUUUUGGAUUUUUUUAUUUUUUAAUUAUUAUUUAUUUUGUUAUGUGGCAGCAUGGGUUUUCAAAAUCCUGAUUUUAGAAAUUAUCUUUGGAGCAUUUGAUUUUGACUCUUGGAUUCCUAAAAUUAUUUCAUGGUACAUUCACGUGAUAAAUGAAAGUGAUGAAUUAAAUACUCUAAAAGAAAAUAAACAUGACAUAAUUAAGUGUGCAACAGAGGAUAACUUUGUGCAAUCUAAGAUGAACAUAAGAUGAUCAUUAAGUUGGCUAAUAAAUAAAAUAAUUCCAAACUUUUAAUAACUUAGAAAAAGUAGUCUCACUAAUUUUAUAAUUGAAACAAAAUUUUAUAUUUCUUUUUAAUUAGUUGUCAACUUUAUUUAAUACUUUAAUCUUUAUAAUAAUUGCUUGGGCUUUCCAACACUAUGUGAAUGUAAGCGAAUGCAAAUGAAAAUGUUAAUGAAUGUGAAUAGUUAAAAGAAGAGAGGGUAAUUAUGAUGGUUGGAAAUGAUUCUAACAUUUUAGAUUUUGAAUCCUAUGAAAAUGAAAUUUAGAAUUUUCAGAAUUUAACAUUUUGGUGUGGCAACAACUGGCUUUAUUGGUAGGAGAUGUUAAAAUUUGAUAAAGAAAAUUAAAUGCGCAUAUUGGCCAAUGGAUGAGUGUUUUGUCUUCUGUAAGGCAGUGUUUGUGUUUGGAUGUAGGCAAAGCUGGUUAGUGCAUGUGCUAAUAUGGGUUGACAACAUGUCACAUGUAAACAUGGUUCUGCACAAUGAGUCAAAAUGAGAAAAUGUACAUCAAAUUCGAUCCUUCUUUACUCAACUACUCUUUUAUAUUUUACUCAUGCCUCACUCGUAGACUCACCCAUUGUGUGGGUGUGAGUGCGUGUGAAAAAAAAUAAAAUAAUAAAUAAAUUUGUUGCUCAAAUAUACCUGCACGCUAAAAGCCUUUUAUGUGGUACAUGCAUCACACGUGUCUGUGGUGUGCAAUCGUUCAUUUUUGGAGCAGCCACGUGUAGCACCUCACAUCAAUGGUGUACACAUGUAAUAAAUGUUAAAAAUGUGUAAACAACUAUCUUAAGCUUUGUUAGUAAACUGGAUCAUCCUGCUGUCUGGAGUGGUGUAUUUGUCCAACCUCUCUAACCUCUGUUUUUUUUAAUUUUUUAUUUAAAUUAUAAUUUUUACUGGACAUAUGCUGGGAAUAACCAACUUGGCUCUUUGGUGCAAGUGGUCUAAUAAGAGUAAUGUAAAUGACCCGAUUUAUAUAUAUAUAAAAA
Molecule: messenger RNA, 1989 nt
Organism: Magnolia sinica
Lineage: Eukaryota; Viridiplantae; Streptophyta; Magnoliopsida; Magnoliales; Magnoliaceae
Product: late embryogenesis abundant protein Lea14-A
Exons: 2
Coding region: 115-570 (151 amino acids)
Biological process (GO): response to desiccation
Cellular component (GO): cytosol
Source: RefSeq, a predicted model, not a curated record